Molecule: messenger RNA, 1251 nt
Organism: Filobasidium floriforme
Lineage: Eukaryota; Fungi; Basidiomycota; Tremellomycetes; Filobasidiales; Filobasidiaceae
Exons: 1
Coding region: 1-1251 (416 amino acids)
Molecular function (GO): monooxygenase activity; FAD binding
Source: RefSeq, a predicted model, not a curated record
AUGAGUACCAACGAAACUCAAUCCCGCUGGAGAGCUGGCAAGAGGGUCGCCAUCAUCGGCGGCGGUCCAGGAGGGAUCUCGGCUGCUUUGGCGUUCAUUAAGUGCGGCUUCGACGUGCGAAUCUACGAGAAGCAAUCCGCUUGCAAGCCGAUCGGGGGAGCCGUCUUGCUUAACACGCCGGUGCUGCUCAUCCUGAAACACUAUGGUUUCGAUAUGAGCUUGGCUGACGGCGGCGUCACGAAUGUCGAUUUUCAAAACCAAUACGGGAUGGCCCGUACGCGUCAGCCGUUCCACCCCCUUGUCGAGGAGCGUACGGGGAUCAAGGGGUGGAAUUAUGGAGUCCUUCGAUCGUCCGUCAUCAAGAACCUCUUGACGUUGAUCCCUGACGGGAUCAUUCAGGUCAAUUACGAGUUGGACCACUUUGUCGAGGACGACAAGGGUGUUGAUCUGGUCUUUACUAAUGGAGAAAGGCAUCGGACGGAUAUCCUCGUCGGCGCCGAUGGCAUCAGGUCGAAGGUAUCAUACCAGCUGUUCGGCGACCCGCAGCUCUUCCAUACCGGUCUGCGCCUGUGGCUCGCGUAUUGCGAUUACUUUGAAGGCAUCCCUGCCAAUUGGGGAUACGUCUCGCAUUCAAAGUUUCACCAAGCGAGCUUCUUCCCCAUGCUCCACGAAGGGAAACCCGGUUUCGAGUGGUGGGUCAUGGAAAGAUCGUCCCCCACGGCGCCGGUCCCAGAGGAUCCUAAGACGCACGUCACCGGGAUCCUCGAGCAGUUUGCAUUCCCUAUGCAAGAGUUCCCCGAUCGGACCGACUUCAGGACGCAAUGUUUCCGCUGGGAAAUCUACAAUCGUCCUCGACUGCCUACCUGGCACAAGGGUCGUGUCAUGUGUAUCGGAGAUGCGGUGCACCCGGUGUCACCGUACGCUGGGUACGGUAUGGGGAUGGCUAUCGAGGACGGCUAUUAUCUCGCCAAGUGGCUAGACGGUAUCGAUCUUGGAGACGGCAAAGCCAUCUCGAUGUGCUACGAAAAGUUCGAGGAGCAACGUCUCGAAUACGUCUACCACAACGUCGAGUUUGCUCAGACGCUCACCAAGGUGUUUCACAUGGUACCCGAACCCCUCGCUACGGUACGGGACUGGGUUUUCGAUAAAACCCCUCUGCUCGGCUACUUCCUCAACAAGGGCUACUUGGAGAAAGCGAGAAUUGAGACCGGUCAAAUGCCGGAGUUGUAUCCCAAGAAGAACGUUGUAUGA